AUGUCUGGCUCUAAAGAACUCACACAUUUUACCACACACGAAAAUUUCACCACGAGGCUAGUUUUAGCUACUCUUUCUGGUAAAUCUAUCAAAAUCUCCAAUAUUCGUUCAGAUUCUUUGAAUCCUGGUUUGGUGGACUCUGAAAUCUCAUUCCUUCGGUUGCUUGAAUCGGUCACCAAUGGUUCCAUAAUUGAAAUCUCAUACACGGGUACUUCCUUAAUCUACCGUCCAGGUUUAAUCACUGGUGGUUCUUUCACACACAACUGUCCCGAUUCGAAAUCUGUAUCGUAUUUUAUUAUCCCAAUGUUGAUGCUAGCACCUUUCUCGAAGAAGAAAUUCUCCAUUGUUUUUAAAGGAUUGACAUCUAAGAAACAUGAAGUUGGGUUGGAUUUCAUCAAGUGGGGAUUUAUACCGUUAAUGCAAAAGUUCGGUAUAAGGGAAGUUGAAUUGCAUACAUUAAAGAGAGGAUCCUAUCCAAACGGAGGUGGUGAAGUGCAUCUGUUGGUGAAUUCUUUGAUUCCACAGCCAAUCACAGUUCAUAUCUUAGAUAUCCAAAAAAUAUCAUCCAUCAGAGGUAUUGCGUGGUGUACCCGUGUCUCCCCAUCUGUUGUUAACCGUUUGGUUGAUGCUUCUAGAUCUGUUUUAAGGCAAACAGGAUGUGAGGUAAAUAUAACAACUGAUGUUUGGAGAGGGGAAAAUUCAGGCAAGUCUCCUGGUUUUGGCCUAACAUUGUUUACAGAGUCCAAAAAGACACCUUUACGAUAUAUCAUAGACGACGUUGCCAUAAGUGGUGAAACACCUGAAGAUUUAGCAGAUGAUCUCUCUUAUAGAUUUCUCGAGUUAAUAGAAAAUAGCGGAUGUGCACCAAGGUACUUAUUGGAUAUGGCAUUUAUAUUUAUGACCAUUGGUAAGGAGGAUAUUGGUAGAUUCAUCGUGAACAAAGAACAAAUAGAUUCAGAGCUGAUUCAAUUGUUGAGAGAUAUCAAACUACUAUUUAACACAGAAUUCUACUUCCAAGAAGAUGAUGAUAAUGACAAGGCGCUCAUUGCAACAUGCAAAGGUAUUGGUUUCACUAACGCAUCAAAGAAGAUCGCAUAA
Messenger RNA from Pichia kudriavzevii, 1098 nucleotides. RefSeq lists its product as uncharacterized. Gene Ontology annotation, biological process: ribosome biogenesis; endonucleolytic cleavage of tricistronic rRNA transcript (SSU-rRNA, 5.8S rRNA, LSU-rRNA). The transcript has a single exon. The record is from RefSeq and is a predicted model, not a curated record. NCBI's taxonomy places the organism in Eukaryota, Fungi, Ascomycota, Pichiomycetes, Pichiales, Pichiaceae. Gene Ontology annotation, molecular function: RNA endonuclease activity. Gene Ontology annotation, cellular component: nucleolus. Bases 1 to 1098 code for a protein of 365 amino acids.